Messenger RNA from Lacerta agilis (Sand lizard), 1045 nucleotides. Its product is annotated as N-acetyllactosaminide beta-1,3-N-acetylglucosaminyltransferase 4-like. Gene Ontology annotation, cellular component: membrane. The coding region runs from base 2 to 1018 and encodes 338 amino acids. Gene Ontology annotation, molecular function: protein N-acetylglucosaminyltransferase activity. The record is from RefSeq and is a predicted model, not a curated record. NCBI's taxonomy places the organism in Eukaryota, Metazoa, Chordata, Lepidosauria, Squamata, Lacertidae. The transcript has 2 exons.
GAUGCGAAGGACGCACCUCCUUUGCACCGUGAUUCUCGGGAGCAUCCUGACCAUCGCUGCCUUGCACUGGCACCUCGCCCGCAUGGAGCUCCAGAGGGUGCCCUCCCCCUGCGCCUGUUGCACCACCUUCCCGCCCCCGGCGCUGGAAAACGCCACCGCCCUGAGCGACGGCACCUUCACCUACCGCCUCGACCCGGGCAUCUACGACGACCUCUUCCCCGACCUGCAGCGAUAUCAGUGCCGGGAGCUCACCUGCGAGCAGAGCUGGUGCCGGGAGGCCUCUGCCGCCCCCCUGCUUCUCCUGGCCAUCAAGUCCCACCCGGGGUCCAGCGCGAGGAGGGCCACCCUGCGGCGCACCUGGGCGCGGCCGCGGGAGAUGGGCGGCUUCCGGCUCCAGCAUAUGUUCCUGAUGGCCGUGUCACCCAACCAGAAGCAGAUGAACCUGGCGGUGGAGGAGAUCGACGAGUUCGGGGACAUCCUGAUGUGGGAUUUCACCGAGUCGCACCAUAACCUGUCCCUCAAGGAGCGCUGCUUCCUGCAGUGGGUGCACAGCAGCUGCCCGGGUGUGGCCUACAUCUUCAAAGGGGACGAUGACCUCUUUGUGAACCUGCCGGCGCUGACUGAGUACCUGGCUCAGACCCCCAACGCCUCCCGCCUCAUCCAUGGGAACAUCCAGUACCACUCGGCCGUGAUGAGGACGGGGAAGUACGGCGUGUCCACUGCCCUCUACCCACAGCGAUACUACCCCAACUUUGCCUCCGGAGGGGGCUUCGUGCUUCCAGGCCCCCUGAUCCCCGCCCUGCAGCAGGCGUCCCUGGAACUCCCCGUUUUCCCCCUCGACGACGUCUACAUGGCGUUCCUAACUCUGGCUGCCGGGGUCCCCCACCGCCACGACAAGCGCUUCAAAGUGUGGGGCAUCCCCAAGGACGACAUUGCGUUGUACCGGGAGUCCCUGACGGUGCACGGGAUCUCCAUGGAAAGGAUGGAGGAGGUGUGGCAGGAGCUCUUCGUCAGCUGAGUGGCGCCGGCCGGUCCGUGCCUGAGC